AUGGAAUAUAGCUACAGAUCGUAUCAGCGCGUUUUGAACAUAUCAGUCAAACCAUCGUCUUUGUCAUUAUCACCAUCAACUAGAAAAACAAAAGCCUCGUCCAUAAAGGUCACCAAGCCAAGGAAGGAUGACAGUCAAAUAAAGAGAAGAACCAAGACCGGUUGCUUUACCUGUCGAAAGAGAAAGAAAAAGUGUGAUGAAGAUAGAGUAAAUGGUAAAUGUCAAGCUUGUACUAGAAACUUCUUAGAGUGUUGUUGGCCAGAACCAGCAGCAACUAAUCAAGACAGUCGAAAGGAGCUAAAGGCUGGUAUUAAAUCCCCAACCGUAAAGUCAACCAAAUGUGAUAUUAAUUCAUUAUUAUCAUCACCAAUUAACCAAGAGGCUCCUUUAUCUCCUGAAAUUACAAUGAAAUCUAUGCCACUGGCAGUGAAGCAAGAUGCCAACCCAUACCCAAGUCCGAUUCAAUCCCCAAUAUCGUAUCAACCAGGAAGUCCUAGUCAAGACGUGAGUUUUAUGACCUUGCCUCCAUUACGUAAUAUCAAUUACAAAUUACAAGCUAAGGAUAGUAACGUAAGAGGUCUGCGUUUUGAGGAUGCUACAGAAAAGGAAAACAGGGAUCAUGCUGCUGAAAGCAAGGAUGUGCCAAAUACAAAAUUUAUCAUUACCAGCUUUGAUUCUCGAAAGGAUUUGUGUGAAAUAAAAAAUUAG
Molecule: messenger RNA, 708 nt
Organism: Lodderomyces orthopsilosis Co 90-125
Lineage: Eukaryota; Fungi; Ascomycota; Pichiomycetes; Serinales; Debaryomycetaceae
Gene: ZCF3
Product: Zcf3p
Exons: 1
Coding region: 1-708 (235 amino acids)
Biological process (GO): regulation of DNA-templated transcription
Molecular function (GO): zinc ion binding; DNA-binding transcription factor activity, RNA polymerase II-specific
Source: RefSeq, a predicted model, not a curated record